This is a messenger RNA of Acanthosepion pharaonis, 3105 nucleotides long. The record is from the annotation of a GenBank genome assembly. NCBI's taxonomy places the organism in Eukaryota, Metazoa, Mollusca, Cephalopoda, Sepiida, Sepiidae.
AUGCAAGAAAGACGAGAUGUUGAGUUGCGAGAGAAUGAGACGAGUGAGCAAUCGAAAUCAAACGAAAGAACGAGUGAUGUGAGUGAGAAUGAAGAAACUUGGGAACAGAAACGAACGAAAAGAGCUCUCGAUUUUCUUCGCGCCUUCAAUGAUGACGCUCAAACUUUCCCUGACACCAAUGAAGAGCUUGUAAUACAUUCCGCUGGUGCAGACGACAGAGAAAACGAUAAUCAUCUGCACUCGGACGGUGAUCACAACAAACAUUCCAAUAAAUCAGACCCGAAAGGGGACACCGGAUAUUCACGUUAUUUACCGAGAAGACGGUCAUACCUGUACGUAAUCGACGAAACCAGUGAGUCUACGAGCUCAGGAUCAGAAGAAGAGGUUCGUGGAUCAAACCAAACGGAGGACAGUUAUGAGGAAAGCUCCUUACAGAACGAAGCCACCAUACAAAAUAGAAGCAUUCCCCAACCGGUAGAGACGACCCUAUCUGACGAAAAGAGUCCUGAAAAAGUUAAUGAAAAUGAGGUUCUCAAAAAAGCCGACCAUGAUCAGGAAAGCUAUUGUCUUCAAUAUGGCGCUGAGGAAGGCAAAGAGAACGCACGCGAGAAAGCGGAAGGCGUGGAAAUACGAGAAAAGAAAAUAGAUGAAGCGGAUGAAGAAGAAGAUCCUGAAGUUGCCGCCGUAUUGGCUGCUGCUGCUGCUGCUCUGGCGCGAACGAGACGAUGGAGUCAAGAACUGCAAGAGCAGAUGGAACAGACGGAAUCUCAGAGAAAGUCAAGAUCAAGCCUAAUACAAGUUACUGAAGAGUUGGAUUUUGUCGAUGCAGAAGGUGAGGCUAAACCUUUGGAAACAGAUACGCAAGAGACAGAAGAUGCAAAAUUUGAAGACGCUGUUGAUGAUCUGGACACUGAACUAAAGUCGAGCAACUCAGUACCGCCCGUGAAACAGAGAGGCAACGAAAUCAAAGAAGAAAAAGAAGAAAUAAAGGAAAAAGAGGAAUUACAAGCAGAAAAGGAAGUCAAAGAAGAAAAAGAAGUAAAUGAUAAAGUAGAAGUUAAGGAAAAAGAAGAAAAAGAAGUAGAAGAAAAAGAAAUACAGAAAAAAGAAAUAAAAGAAAUAGUAAACGAAAAAGAAGAAUUGAAGGAAGACAUAAUAAAAGAAAAAGUAAAGGAUGAAAAAGAAGUAAAAGAUGAAAAAGUAGUAAAGGAAGUAAAAGAUGAAAAAGAAGUAGUAAAGGAAGAAAAAGAUGAAAAAGAAAUAGUAAAGGAAGAAAAAGAAUUAAAUGAAAACGAAUUAGUAAAGGAAAAAGAAGUAGAUGAAAACGAAUUAGUUAAGGAAGAAGUAAAAGAGGAAAAAGAAGAAGUAAAAGAGGAAGAAGAAGUAAAAGAGGAAAAAGAAGAAGAAGUAAAAGAGGAAAAAGAAGAAGUAGAAGACGAAAAAGAAACAGCUUGCAGGCCUUUGCAGGUGGUGGAAAAGAGAUACAAUGAUACCGAAGGAGAAGAAGAAGAUACUUGCAAGGCUUUACAGGUGGUGGAAAAGGGUGGUUUUGCUAAAUGCUAUGAAGUCAUUGAACAAGGAAAACCGAAAGACGUUUUUGCCUGCAAAAUUGUCCCGAAGGCAAUUUUUAAUCAAGAGUCACCAACCUUCUUUGAAGAUGACCAUUUUAUUUACAUUUUGUUAGAACUUUGCCGACGAAGGUCACUGAUGGAAAUGCACAAACGGCGAAGAGCCAUCACCGAGCCCGAGACUCAAUAUUUUGUCAAACAGGUGGUGGAAGCUUGCCAGUAUUUGCACAAUCGCAAAGUAAUCCACAGGGAUUUGAAACUUGGCAAUCUUUUCCUUGGGGAAGAUCUGGAUGUCAAAAUAGGAGACUUUGGUCUUGCAACCACUUUGGAUUUUGAAGGAGAGCGAAAAAGGACUCUCUGUGGUACACCUAAUUAUAUAGCACCCGAGGUGUUAUCUAAAAAAGGACACAGUUUUGAAGUGGAUGUUUGGUCUCUAGGUUGUAUUGUGUACACACUUUUAGUUGGUAAACCACCUUUUGAAACGAGUUCCUUGAAAGAAACUUAUUCUAAAAUCAAGAAGAAUGAAUAUGACAUUCCCAGUUACGUCAGCUGGAAAGCUCGAAGUUUAAUUCAAAAACUUUUGAAGUCUAAUCCAAAUGAACGGCCAUCAAUGGAUCAGAUCAUUAAACAUGAGUUCUUCUCUGGUCCAAUUCCAUCACGCCUACCUGCAAGUUGCUUAUCCAUCCGGCCUAGAAUUGACACUUUAUGUAAGCAGGAAGUGGAUGUGCGCAAACCUUUGGCCAAUGUAAAAUUGCAAGAUGGAGGCAUUAGAACUUGUGAAGAGAAGGAAAAUGUUGGGCUCAAGAAUGAACAGAUGAGAGCUUCAGAAAAUGCAGAAAGAACAGUCUUAAUGCAAAUCUCAUUUCUCUCUAUCUCUUUAUUUAUAUUUCUCUUUAUUUAUAUUUCUCUUUAUUUAUAUUUCUCUUUAUUUAUAUUUCUCUUUUUAUUAUAUUUAUAUCUCUCUUUAUUUAUAUCUCUCUUUAUUUAUAUUUCUUUUUUAUUUAUAUCUCUCUUUAUUUAUAUUUCUCUUUAUUUAUAUUUCUCUUUAUUUAUAUCUCUCUUUAUUUAUUCUCUCUUUAUUUAUAUCUCUCUUUAUUUAUAUCUCUCUUUAUUUAUAUCUCUCUUUAUUUAUAUCUCUCUUUCUUUUAUCUCUCUUUCUUUUAUAUCUCUUUUAUUUAUCUCUAUUUCUCUUUAUCUCUUUUCUUUUAUCUCUCUUUCUUUUAUCUCUCUUUCUUUAUCUCUUUCUUUUAUCUUUUUCUCUUUAUCUCUCUUUUCUCUUUCUCUUUAUCUCUUUUUUCUUUAUCUCUCUUUAUCUCUCUUUCUUUAUCUCUCUUUCUCUUUAUCUCUCUUUCUCUUUAUCUCUCUUUCUCUUUAUCUCUCUUUCUCUUUAUCUCUCUUUCUCUUUAUCUCUCUUUCUCUUUAUCUCUCUUUCUCUUUAUCUCUCUUUCUCUUUAUCUCUCUUUCUCUUUAUCUCUCUUUCUUUCUAUCUAUCUCUCUUUCUUUCUAUCUAUCUCUCUUUCUUUCUAUCUAUCUCUAA